Molecule: messenger RNA, 1639 nt
Organism: Dufourea novaeangliae
Lineage: Eukaryota; Metazoa; Arthropoda; Insecta; Hymenoptera; Halictidae
Gene: bowl
Product: protein bowel
Exons: 2
Coding region: 4-1602 (532 amino acids)
Biological process (GO): embryonic pattern specification; embryo development; embryonic hindgut morphogenesis
Cellular component (GO): nucleus
Molecular function (GO): RNA polymerase II transcription regulatory region sequence-specific DNA binding; DNA-binding transcription factor activity, RNA polymerase II-specific
Source: RefSeq, a predicted model, not a curated record
GGUAUGCCGACGGACAUCAUGGCGUCGUCGGCCUCGGCCUCGGCCACGGUCUCGGAAGAGACGAGCAGAGGUCGGGACUCGAGCCUUGGACCAUCGCCAAGGUCAGCUCCCUCUUCAGGUGCGUCAUCCUCAGGAUCCGCGGCUCAAUCGACCUCCAGAGGUUUCGACCCGUCUAGCGCCCUGGCUGCUUAUCACCACCAUCGACACGGCCUGGUAGCUGGUUUGGGUCACCCUCACCACCGUGAAUCCUCGGCGUUCGUGCCCGUCGUGCCGUCAAGGUUGCACUUGGCGCCGUACCCAGGCGAAAUGCAUCCCCAUUUAACCGGGCCACCGCCCUCGUCGUCCACAACGUCCAGUUCGGACCACGAGGUCAGCGCAGAGACCUCAGUCGCCAGAAAGUCCUCGUCCAGUUACGAAAUCAUGGCUAUGAUGGCUGACAAGAGGAAAGAGUUGGCCGCUAGGGCUCUUCUGCUUCCUCCGCCACCUCUUCUGGAACCACCACCAGGCUACCCAGUGUUCACCGGACCCUUCCCAGCUGGUUCAGCUCUGUAUCCACCUGGCGGUCCUCUGGCCCAUCAGCAUUUGGACAGGAGACUGCUGAGAGCGCCAGGCAGAGCGUCCAGGCCUAAGAAACAAUUUAUCUGCAAGUUCUGUAAUCGACAGUUCACGAAAUCGUAUAACUUACUGAUACACGAAAGAACACACACGGACGAGCGGCCGUAUUCGUGCGACAUUUGCGGCAAGGCUUUCAGGAGGCAAGAUCACCUGAGAGAUCAUAGGUACAUCCACAGUAAAGAGAAGCCCUUCAAAUGCGGCGAGUGCGGCAAGGGUUUCUGCCAGAGCCGCACCCUAGCGGUGCACAAGAUCCUCCACAUGGAGGAGUCCCCGCACAAGUGUCCCGUCUGCGCCCGUAGUUUCAACCAGCGUAGUAAUCUGAAAACUCACCUCCUCACCCACACGGACCACAAGCCGUACGAGUGCACCUCCUGCGGCAAGGUAUUCCGCAGGAACUGCGACCUGAGGAGGCACGCGUUGACCCACGCGGUAGGGGACGUGCCCCCCGAGGCCUUGGAAGAAGCCCUGAGGGACGACGACAGUCCCGAGGAGGACUGUCCAGAGCCAGGAUCAUCGUCCUCCACGUCUACGUCCACGAAUUCCUCCCUGCCGGCCGCUUCUUCAGCCCCGUACCCAUCCCAAGGGUCUUCUGGCGCCCCACAGCCAUCCUCCACGUCCUCUCUUCCCCAGAGACCUCAGCUCCAGAUCAGGAGAGACCUUCUACCCACCACGAAACCGUCGACCGUGACAAGUGCAGGACUCGGUCACUCGGUCACUCAGAACCCACCAUCGGCGCAUCCGCCCCAGACACCACUGAUUCUCACCUCAUACAGACGGAGAAUUGGGUCACCGGGUCCCUCGAGGGUGCUCCUGGAGCUGCAAGAGCGGGAGAGGGAAAGGGAACGGGAACUCGAGCAGAACAGAGAGAGGGAACGAGAGGAAGAGGUUUCCCGGCCUCCCAGAGCACCCACACCCCAACCGCCGCCCCCACCCAGGCCAGCUCCGGCGAGGCAAGGAUUCACCAUAGCGGACAUAAUGCGACGGUAGAAGGGAAAAGUGAGGAUCAUCGACAGGAGAGUACCAA